Messenger RNA from Wallemia ichthyophaga EXF-994, 1467 nucleotides. RefSeq lists its product as uncharacterized. The record is from RefSeq and is a predicted model, not a curated record. The transcript has 4 exons. The coding region runs from base 1 to 1467 and encodes 488 amino acids. Lineage: Eukaryota; Fungi; Basidiomycota; Wallemiomycetes; Wallemiales; Wallemiaceae. Gene Ontology annotation, molecular function: NAD binding; 4 iron, 4 sulfur cluster binding; NADH dehydrogenase (ubiquinone) activity.
AUGUUGAACCGCGUUCAAAAAAGUGUUCUAAGGUCUGCGAGAUCGUUUGCAUCGGUUUCAGAGCCACCAGUUAGAGGAUACGGCGGUUUGAAAGAUCAAGAUAGAAUCUUCACUAACUUGUACGACCGCCACGACUUCAGCCUCAAAGGCGCAAUGAGUCGUGGUGACUGGCACAAGACGAAGGAAAUUGUCUUGAAGGGUGACCAGUACCUUAUCCAAGCCGUUAAAGACUCAGGACUUCGAGGCAGAGGUGGCGCUGGUUUCCCUUCAGGCUUGAAAUGGUCCUUCAUGAACAAGCCUGGCUGGGAUAAAGAUUCCAGACCUCGCUACUUGGUCGUCAACGCUGAUGAAGGUGAACCAGGCACCUGCAAGGACAGAGAAAUCAUGCGUGGUGACCCACACAAACUCAUUGAAGGCUGUUUGGUUGCCGGCAGAGCUAUGAAUGCCUCUGCUUCUUACAUAUACAUCCGUGGUGAAUUUUACCACGAGGCCGUCAGACUCCAGCAAGCCAUCGACGAAGCUUACAAAGCUGGUUUGAUAGGUGAAAACGCCUGCGGCUCUGGCUACAAGUUCGACGUCUUCAUCCACCGUGGUGCCGGUGCAUACAUUUGCGGUGAAGAGACUGCGCUUAUUGAAUCUAUCGAGGGCAAGCAGGGUAAGCCAAGGCUUAAGCCUCCAUUCCCUGCCGAUGUCGGUGUUUUCGGUUGUCCAACCACUGUCGCAAAUGUAGAAACAGUGGCAGUUGUUCCAACCAUUGUUAGAAGAGGUCCUUCUUGGUUUGACUCGUUCGGCAGAGACAGGAAUUCAGGUACAAAAUUGUUUGCCAUUUCUGGACACGUCAACAACCCAUGUGUCGUCGAAGAAGAGAUGUCGGUGCCCCUGAAGGAACUCAUCGAGAGACACUGCGGUGGUGUCAAGGGCGGUUGGCAGAACCUCCAGGGCAUAGUACCUGGUGGUGCAUCUGUGCCUGUCAUCCCAAGAGAUGUUUGUACCGACGUUCUCAUGGAUUUCGACUCUCUCAAGGAUGCUCAAACAUCCCUCGGUACUGGAGCAAUCAUCGUCAUGGAUCAGUCCACCGAUAUGGUCAAAGCUAUUUCGAGAUUCGCAAAGUUCUACAAACACGAGUCAUGUGGACAAUGCACACCAUGCAGAGAGGGUACUUCGUGGAUGUACAACAUGAUGAACAGAUUCGAGAACGGCCAAGCUGCCAAUAGGGAGAUUGACAUGUUGGUUGAAUUAUCCAAGCAGAUUGAAGGUCACACCAUCUGCGCACUCGGUGACGCCGCAGCGUGGCCAAUCCAAGGUCUCGUUAGACACUUCAGACCACAGAUGGAGCAGAGAAUCAAAGAAUUCCAGCGCGAGAAUGGCGUCGUUAUGUACGGUGGUAAGCUGCUCAAAGACCAUAACCCAAACAUUGCUAUUCCUGAUAACAGAGGUGCUUCUAUUCCUCCACCAGCAGCUGCGUAA